CCCGGCCCUAAGAAAGCAGCCUUGCGGCAGAACCUCUUUGAUUAAUUUGCCUAUAUUUAGCAGUAUUUAACGCGCUACUUGCUUUACGUGGUCUUCGCUUGAACCGAAAGUCAGACAUCACAGCUCCUUCCGAGCAGUGCUGAGAAAGGGAUUGAUCUUUCUUCGUGAUAGUGAAGGAGCGAAUUCGAAGAGAAUAGGAGACCAAGGAAUUCCUCCAUACGAGCUUCCCGCACGUUGAAUCCAUUCCGACAACUGAGUCCCACUGAUCAUCUCUCUCCAUCCUCAUCCUCUACGCCUUCCUACCAUCUUGCUUUCAACGAAUCACCGACAAAAGUUCUCACCAUGGAAGCACCCACAAAACCACCCACCUCCUCUCUCCCCUCCACGAAUCCCCCCAGCGUCGAAGUCGCCUACAAACGCAAAUGCAUCGCCCUCAAGAAACGUCUCAACGAAAUUGAAUCCGAGAACGAACUCAUGCGCGUCCGCAACAGACGAGGCUGGAAGUAUAUCCAGAAAAUGCGUCUAGAGUCAUGCAUCCUGCUCGACAGGCUCACGAAGGUCACGGGCAUGGCAGAAGAGGCGCAGGCCGCUGGUGGUGUCACCCCGGAGUUACGCGCGAAGGCCGCAGCUAUGAUGUCUAAUGCGCCGACUCUGGAGGACGAGAGUAAACCCGGAGCUGGGGCGUCUGCUGUUGCGGGGAACGGGGCGCCGUAUUUGGAUGAUGAGACGGAGGGAAGUUCGGAGGAAGCGCCGCCUACACCACAAGACCGGCCGCUCCGCACCAAACGACGAAACAGGAUAGCAACGUGCAAGGAAGACGAGGGCUGGGACGAGGAUGGGAUGGGUCCCGGCCAUCCGACAGUCUGGAGAUCUCCGAAAUGGCGCUCGCCAAUGCCACCCGCUCCUAAGCAGGAGGAAUUGACAUCCUCGUUCCGCGUUCAAACAGGAAGCAAUGGCGGUCCGGCAUCUAGUCGUCGUCCAAGCGUCCAGGAUACCCAGAACGGUAAUGGAAAUGGUGCUGCGGACGUUCCUGCCGCGCCGGCGGAUGCUCCGACGACACCAAUGGAUAUGGAUAUAGAUACCAAGGAGCCGAAGGUCGAAGGACAGGGUUGA
This is a messenger RNA of Aspergillus ruber CBS 135680, 1113 nucleotides long. RefSeq lists its product as uncharacterized. The record is from RefSeq and is a predicted model, not a curated record. NCBI's taxonomy places the organism in Eukaryota, Fungi, Ascomycota, Eurotiomycetes, Eurotiales, Aspergillaceae. The transcript is spliced from 2 exons. Bases 343 to 1113 code for a protein of 256 amino acids.